Hippocampus comes (tiger tail seahorse) is the source of this 1659-nucleotide messenger RNA. It is a transcript of the gene kxd1, whose product is annotated as KxDL motif containing 1. Bases 169 to 726 code for a protein of 185 amino acids. The transcript has 5 exons. The record is from RefSeq and is a predicted model, not a curated record. Gene Ontology annotation, biological process: lysosome localization. Gene Ontology annotation, cellular component: BORC complex. Lineage: Eukaryota; Metazoa; Chordata; Actinopteri; Syngnathiformes; Syngnathidae.
UGUAACCCUCGUGACUGGAAGUGGACAAAAAAAAAAAAAAACAUGGAACGACUUUGUUUUGAUUUCGCCUGCAGCUACCUGUGUAACGUUUAAGGUUCCCAAAUACGGACAUUCAUCAAUACAAACAUUUUCUGAGGAAACCGAGUGUUCUCUAUCUAGAGCUUCAUCAUGGUGGAGCCCAGUGCCUCCGGCGUGUUCUGCAGCCGGAUGCUGAGCAUGGUCAAUUCCGAGGACGUCAACGCCAUCAUCCAGGCUCAGCGACACAUGCUGGAUCGCUUUGAGAAGACCAACGAAAUGCUGAUCAACUUCAACGGGCUGUCCAACGUGCGACUGCAGCAGAUGAAUGAGCGCUUCUUGCUCCACACGCGCACCCUCGUCGAGAUGAAGAAAGAUUUGGACAGCGUUUUCCGACGGAUCAGGACGCUCAAGGGGAAGAUUGGCAAGCAGUACCCAGAGGCUUUUAGUAACAUCCAUGAGUCACCCAUCCCAGAGGACGACGACGAUGAUGACUUGGACCCGGCGCCACCAAGUGGAGCCACCGCCAUCACCACGGCCACCUCAGGCCAGAGCUCAGAUUCCUGCGACUCCAGUCCCGACCUUGUUUCGCCCGCUGCUAGCAGAUGUUCUGAAGAGCUCUCCCAAGAAGCGCCCGACACACCCGUUUCGGACACCCAUCGGACGGCUGGACUGCAGGAUGAGGGCCCAGACUCUGUUUCGGCUGAGUAGCUUCACGUUACAUGUAGAUGGACUCAAAUUCAGUGUUUUUUUUUUUUUUUUAAAUACAGUGGUAAGUUGACUUUAAACUUUUUCGAGUUAUGAGUCGGUUGAAUGAAGUGGGGGGAAAAAAUGGAGCAGUUAGAGUACUGUAAUGCCCUUGCAUGUGGGCAAGGAGAGCGACAGUCGCAGAUGCACUUUAAGCAGUUUAGUGAACGGGACACACAGUCAAACACACAAAUGGAAAAUGAGAACACUCGCAAGGAGCUGCAGAAGGCCACAGCUGAGACCCAGUAGCUUGCACGCAGGCUAAAAUUAACCAACUCCAGCUCCUGAUGUGACUCACUUGGUCACACCCUCUAGAGACACGCAUCAUGUUUGUUGUUCAGCAUUUGCAAAUUUGUAGCUUUUUGGGAGGCUUGGGGGGCCAUAAUGACAACAGUCAAACUCCAAACUGGAAGGUCGGAACUGGCAUUUAAAUCCAGAACCUUGGCACUGCGCGUUAGACACGCUCACCAGUCGCACACCAUUCUUAGUUCUCUUUAUUUGAAAUGUAUUAGGUACUAUUUACAAGUCAAGCUUUCAGUGUCAAAACUAUUGUUAUUAUUAUGAAUCAUCAUUGACGAUGACAAGUACGCCAAUAUGCUAUGCAUGUGCAAUUGUGUCUUCACUAAAUGGUCCACUUUAUACACAUGAAGUGGGUCCUUUUUUCCAUGUCUUAGGUCGUGUCAAGAGUCACAUGGCUCUACUUUGUGAUACACUGUACAGUAAAAGCACUAGUGGUGCACGGGUUCCCUCAAGUGGUAUGAGAAAGAAUAACUUCCAAAGUACAGUCCAGUCGUAUAUAACUUAAGUUCUAUACUAUUGCAUUAAAUAUUUUAAAAGUUUUCUAACAUGUAUUUUGGUACAACUGUGAUGUUUAUAAUCAGUAAAAUAUUUCAGCGA